Molecule: messenger RNA, 1540 nt
Organism: Solea solea (common sole)
Lineage: Eukaryota; Metazoa; Chordata; Actinopteri; Pleuronectiformes; Soleidae
Gene: bub3
Product: BUB3 mitotic checkpoint protein
Exons: 8
Coding region: 172-1152 (326 amino acids)
Biological process (GO): mitotic spindle assembly checkpoint signaling
Cellular component (GO): kinetochore; mitotic checkpoint complex; bub1-bub3 complex
Molecular function (GO): ubiquitin binding
Source: RefSeq, a predicted model, not a curated record
GCAAAGCAGCUCUUCUCCUCAGUGUGGUGUUAGCUUCACGUAGCCACGCUUUGCUCUUUGACUUUGUCUAUCUUAUGUUUGGAAAUAGUAUCGUAAAACAGGCAUAAUAAUAACAAUAAGGCGUGUGAAACAACCGAAUACACUUCCUCUGAUUCACACCCUAACUAAGCGAUGACGGGCUCAAAUGAGUACAAGCUGCACCAGGGACCAGAGGACAGCAUCUCUGCUGUCAAGUUCAGCUCCAGUACAACUCAGUUCCUGCUGGUCUCCUCAUGGGACUGCACUGUCCGGCUUUAUGAUGUGGGAAGCAACACCAUGCGGAUGAAGUACCAGCACACAGCUCCAGUUCUUGACUGUGCUUUUUAUGACCCAACACAUUCCUGGAGUGGAGGAUUAGAUGCACAAUUAAAAACUCAUGACCUAAACACAGACCAAGAUACAAUUGUUGGAACACAUGAUGCUCCUAUUCGCUGUGUGGAGUACUGUCCAGAGGUUAACGUCAUGGUCACGGGAAGCUGGGACAGAUCAGUUCGGCUGUGGGACCCAAGGACGCCUUGCAAUGCUGGUACCUUUACUCAGCCUGAAAAGGUGUAUACGUUGUCGGUGGCUGGAGACAGACUAAUUGUUGGCACAGCUGGAAGAAGAGUCUUGGUGUGGGAUUUGAGGAACAUGGGCUAUGUACAGCAAAGGAGAGAGUCCAGUCUCAAGUAUCAGACUCGCUGCAUUAGAGCUUUCCCCAACAAACAGGGCUACGUCUUGAGUUCAAUCGAGGGACGUGUCGCUGUGGAGUACCUGGACCCAAGUCAGGAGGUUCAGAAGAAGAAGUACGCCUUCAAAUGCCACAGACUGAAAGAGGAAGGAAUCGAGCAUGUUUACCCUGUUAAUGCAAUCUCGUUUCACAGCAUACAUAACACCUUUGCCACAGGUGGCUCUGAUGGCUUUGUGAACAUCUGGGACCCAUUCAACAAGAAGCGUCUGUGUCAGUUCCACCGCUACCCGACCAGCAUCGCGUCACUUGCCUUCAGCAACGAUGGUACCAUGCUCGCCAUCGCCUCGUCCUACAUACAAGAAAAAGGUGACAUCAGCCACCCGGAGGACGCAAUCUUCAUCCGCCAAGUCACAGACGCCGAGACCAAGCCCAAAUCAACCUAAUUUUACCUUGGAAUGGUUCCCUGUGUGUAUAAUGAAGCCUUUAUCACAUUCGGGUUAUCUGCUGGCAUCCAGUGUACAUUUAUAUACAUUUGUCUCCUGCCGUUUCUUACUAUUCCGAAACAUGUUUGUCUCUCUUUGCAAGUAAUGUUUGUAAAACUCUUUCUUUCUUGGUUCUUUUUCAAUAUUUAAUUGUUUCAUGUAUGUUCUGUCAACUAAAGUAUCCCCUUUAUAUAAACUUUUUUGACAUCUAUUGCAAGGGCAUUUUGAUUUCCUGACGUUUUUUGCUCUUAAGCUUGACUAACACUUUUAUACGUGACGCUGAACUGUUCUUGAAUCAGUCGUUUAUUGCUUUGAGUAUAAUAAUAAAACAAAAAUGGACCCAACAGCA